Colletotrichum phormii is the source of this 1048-nucleotide messenger RNA. RefSeq lists its product as uncharacterized. Bases 426 to 1031 code for a protein of 201 amino acids. The record is from RefSeq and is a predicted model, not a curated record. The transcript is spliced from 2 exons. Lineage: Eukaryota; Fungi; Ascomycota; Sordariomycetes; Glomerellales; Glomerellaceae.
AGGCUCUUGACGCCUCGAAUCCUAGUUGUCAUCCUCGGCAACUCAGCCCUUCAGCUUUGUCCGGUGACUCACCCGGCCACUUCCGUCCGCAUUAGAGUGAUUACCUCAUCCAACCUGCCUCGUCCUGCUCAGACCCUCCUUCCUUUGGCCUCAGUCUGUUAGGUAGCCACCUCCCCCAAGCCGAGGACCGAAACACACAUUACUCUUCCACUUGCCCUUGCACCGACUAUAUCUACCUACUUGUCUUCCAACCCCUCCCCCAAACUCAUCCGAUACCUACUCCAUACUCGACGUUCUCUCCAGCCAAGCCAACACUACCUUCGUACAAAGCGCAAAGCGGGUUGACGGCUGCUUACCUAUUACGAAAAUCGACACUUCGCUAUCAUCAACUCGACAGCAUAACGUGCUCCACCUACUCAGACACUAUGGCCGGCCCAAUCGAAUCUCCGACCCAGUACCAGCGCGACCUUCGAAGCGCAAACCAAGAUUUCAAAAGAUCAAAGGACUCACGAUCCAAGUGGUCUAACGGAGCCCGUCCUCAAGCUGGCUGCCAUCUUGACUGGAACACUCUGGAAGCUGUUGGUGGAACCGAGCAACAGCGAGCCAUGAGCCGGCCUCGAGUCAAGAACAGUGAAACCUCUCACUACAAGAAGAACUUGCACAACAUCACCAAAUUCCGGUCACACUCGGAGUUCCCGCAAGGACGGCUGCGCUCGGCGGCUCGUGCCAAGGAACAGAUUAAGGAUCCUCUCAGUCGGUCAGUCAUGAACAUGGCGCCAGUGCAAGAUGUAUAUGGCGACAUUGUCACCGAGGACUGGAAGUACAGCUUUGAUCGGGUUGAAAGCCCCGGUCGACCAGUGACGCUCGACAUCUUUGUCAAGACGACAGGCCGCGAGACGGAGCGCAUGGUGGAGAAGGAGUACGAGAUUCUUAAUGAGAAUGGUCAGGUUCUCAAGGGCCGCAAGGCUCGCCAAAACCUGCGCCAGGAGGGCGGCCGCAUCUCGGAGGAAGAUGGUUUCCAGCUUGUCUGAAGUCGGCAGAUGGACGA